Asparagus officinalis (garden asparagus) is the source of this 3830-nucleotide messenger RNA. RefSeq names its product importin beta-like SAD2. Gene Ontology annotation, molecular function: small GTPase binding. The transcript has 22 exons. Gene Ontology annotation, biological process: protein import into nucleus. The record is from RefSeq and is a predicted model, not a curated record. NCBI's taxonomy places the organism in Eukaryota, Viridiplantae, Streptophyta, Magnoliopsida, Asparagales, Asparagaceae. Bases 175 to 3261 code for a protein of 1028 amino acids. Gene Ontology annotation, cellular component: cytosol; nuclear envelope.
CUCUCUCGCACACUCUCUCUUGUUCUCUCCCCCUCCCCUCUCUCCCCUCUCAAGCGCAAACGAAAGCGCACGCACUCGAAAACCCUAGACGAUUGACUCCUCGCCCGAAACCCUAGUCUAGGGUUUCGCUCGUCUUUCUAGGGUUUUUGUAGUUCGUUACAGAGAGAGAGAGCAAUGGAUCUCCCGAGUCUCGCGGUAAUUCUUCGGGCGGCGCUCAGCCCCAAUCCUGACGAGCGUAAGGCGGCGGAGGAGAGCCUUAAUCAGUUCCAGUAUGCACCACAGCACUUAGUGAGGCUAUUGCAAAUCAUUGUGGAUGGAAAUUGUGAUUUAGCUAUAAGACAAGUUGCUAGCAUUCAUUUUAAGAACUUUGUGGCGAAGAACUGGACACCUGAUGAGCCUGGUGAGCCUCAAAAGAUUUCAGCGAGCGAUAAGGGUAUGGUUCGGGACAAUAUCCUUGGGUUUAUCACUCAAGUUCCACCAUUAUUGAGGGCACAGCUUGGUGAAUGCAUUAAAACUUUAAUCCAUGCUGAUUACCCUGAACAGUGGCCUAGCCUUCUUCACUGGAUAACAUGCAACUUACAAUUACAAGGCCAACAAGUAUUUGGAGCUCUCUAUGUGCUAAGGAUUCUUUCCAGGAAAUAUGAAUUCAAGUCUGAUGAAGAGCGAACACCAGUUUAUCUCAUUGUGGAUGAGACGUUUCCUCACUUGUUAAAUAUUUUUAACAAGCUGGUUCAAAUUGGCAACCCUUCUAUUGAAGCAGCAGACCUGAUCAAGCUUAUAUGUAAAAUCUUUUGGUCAUCGAUAUAUUUGGAGAUUCCGAAGCAUCUGUUUGAUCUCAAUGCAUUUAACGCUUGGAUGGUCCUUUUCCUGAAUAUAUUGGAGAGACCAGUCCCUUCAGAAGGUCAACCUACAGAUCCUGAGCUAAGAAAGUCAUGGGGUUGGUGGAAAGUGAAAAAGUGGACAAUCCACAUCUUGAAUCGUCUUUAUACGAGGUUUGGAGACCUGAAGCUCCAGAAAGCUGAGAGUAAAGCUUUUGCUCAAAUGUUUCAGAAGUCCUAUGCUGGAAAGAUUUUGGAAUGCCAUCUACGCUUGCUCAAUUUGAUCCGUACUGGCGAAUACUUACCCGAUAGGGUUAUAAACCUUAUCCUUCAGUACCUAAGUAGCAGUAUUUCAAGGAAUGCAAUGUAUCACUUGCUACAGCCACAACUGGAUAUCAUUCUUUUCGAGAUAAUUUUCCCUCUUAUGUGCUUCGGUGACAACGAUCAGAAAUUAUGGGAUGAAGAUCCUCAUGAAUAUGUCAGAAAGGGUUAUGAUAUUAUUGAGGACCUGUACAGUCCUCGGACUGCCUCAAUGGACUUCGUGAGCGAGCUAGUGAGAAAACGUGGGAAGGGAAACCUCCAGAAGUUUGUUGGGUUUAUAGUUGGGAUUUUUAGGAGGUAUGAUGAGGCACCUGCUGAGUAUAAACCAUAUCGACAAAAAGAUGGCGCUCUUCUCGCAAUUGGGACAUUGUGUGAUAAACUAAAGCAAACCGAGCCUUAUAAAUCGGAGCUUGAGCGCAUGUUGGUGCAACAUGUUUUUCCUGAAUUCACAAGUCCUGUUGGUCAUCUUAGAGCAAAGGCGGCGUGGGUUGCAGGCCAGUAUGCAUUCAUAAACUUUUCCGACCAAAACAAUUUUCGGAGGGCAUUACAUUGUGUUGUUGCUGGCAUGCGUGAUCCUGAACUUCCUGUACGCGUUGAUUCUGUCUUUGCAUUGCGAUCUUUUGUUGAAGCAUGUAAAGAUCUAAAUGAGAUUCGUCCUAUUAUUCCUCAAUUACUUGAUGAGUUUUUUAAACUAAUGAAUGAGGUCGAAAAUGAGGACCUUGUUUUCACCCUCGAGACUAUAGUGGACAAGUUCGGUGAAGAGAUGGCACCAUAUGCUCUCGGAUUAUGUCAGAAUUUGGCGGCCGCAUUUUGGAGGUGCUUGGAUACAUCAGAAGCAGAUGACGAUGCUGAUGAUCCAGGUGCUUUGGCAGCUGUUGGUUGCUUGCGUGCUAUAAGCACAAUCUUGGAAUCUGUGAGCAGGCUUCCUCAUCUUUUUGUCCAGAUUGAGCCUACUCUUUUACCAAUCAUGCGAAGGAUGUUGACAACAGAUGGUCAAGAGGUUUUUGAGGAGGUUCUGGAAAUUGUCUCUUAUAUGACAUUUUAUUCUCCUACAAUUUCCUUAGAGAUGUGGAGUCUUUGGCCUUUGAUGAUGGAAGCCCUUGCUGAUUGGGCGAUUGAUUUUUUCGAGAAUAUUCUUGUACCACUUGACAACUACAUAUCAAGGGGUACCACCCAUUUUCUUACGUGUAAAGAUCCUGACUACCAACAAAGUUUAUGGUCUAUGCUCUCAUCUAUUAUGUCUGACAAAAAUAUGGAAGACAAUGACAUAGAGCCUGCACCAAAGCUUAUUGAGGUGGUAUUCCAGAACUGCAAAGGUCAAGUAGAUCAAUGGGUUGAGCCAUAUCUCAGGAUUACAAUCGAUCGCCUACGUCGAGCGGAGAAGCCAUACUUAAAAUGUCUCUUGAUACAAGUGAUUGCAAAUGCUCUCUACUACAAUGCUUCCUUAACUCUUGGAGUGCUUCAUAAGCUUGGAGUUUCAACAGAAGUUUUUAGUCUGUGGUUUACUAUGCUACAGCAAGUUAAGAAAAGUGGUAUUCGUGCAAAUUUUAGAAGGGAACAUGAUAAGAAGGUCUGUUGCUUGGGGUUGACCUCACUUCUUGCCCUCCCUGAGGAGCAGUUGCCAGGGGAAGCUUUUGGACGUGUUUUCAAUGCUACACUUGAGCUGCUCGUUGCUUACAAGGAUCAAGUUGCAGAAUCUAAAAAGGAGUAUGAUGGUGAAGAAGAUGACAUGGAUGGUUUUCAGUCAGAUGAGGAAGGUGAGGAUGAGUCUGAUAAGGAAAUGGGUGAUGAUGAUGAGGAAGGUGAUGAGGCUGAGAGUCUCAAGCUCCAAAAAUUAGCAGCACAGGCGAAGGCUUUUCAGCCAAACGAUGAGGAUUACGACUCAGAUGAUGAUUACAGUGAUGAUGAAGAGUUGCAGUCACCUAUUGAUGAUGUUGACCCAUUUAUUUUCUUUGUGGAAUCCAUCAAAGUCGUGCAAGCUUCCAAUCCUCCAAGGUUUCAGAACCUCAUGCAGACACUGGACUUCAAUCAUCAGGCUCUUGCUAGUGGCAUAGCUCAACAUGCUGAACUAAGGAAAGUGGAGAUAGAGAAAGAGAAGCUGGAGAAAGCAACUGCCUCAUAAUUUCAAUGCUGUAGGUCAAGCACAAAAGCCUCAUCUGUAGUUUUUGUCAUUGUCAACCACCAGUCCAGGUUGUAGGAAUACUAAGGCUGGUUGCAUCACCCAGUUAAUGGGUUUGGCUCGGUAUCUAGAGCUCAAAGUGUCAAAAGUGUCCUAUCUGAAGUCUUAAGACUUCUCUCAUGGACAGAAGUUUAAUAGCAAAUGCUCGGUCUAGCUUGGAUGCUGGCCCUUGAAUGGUUGUCACGUUUCUUUUUGGUAGGGAACAACAGCAUAAAGGUUCAGCUGUUAAUGUUCCGGGAUGUUGUGUAAGUUUUUUUCUAUUGUAUACAGACAAGCCUCUUAUUUGGGAAGAACAUCCCUUUUUUGUGGUCUCAUUCGUCAGGCUCUCUCCUACCGAAGAGCCCUACAGAUAGGGUGGCCGUUAUAGAGUGUACAUGAUUCGUUUUAUCAGUUAUUUGCAUGAAUGUAUGUUAAUAUUUUUUGGAUUUGGAAAACCAUCUGUACUGUAUGGGUCGGUGCCUCGUGAACUGGUGGUUGUAUGUAAACCUAUAUUCAUUCUUUAUUAUGAUUAU